CCUACACACCUAACCACUCCUACUACCUGCACUGGUUCUUCUUCCUCUUGCACUCUCCUUCCAACCAUCAGCAUCGGUCGCACAUCAAAGUUCAAAUCAAUUAGCAUCAGAGGAAGGAGCUAGCGUCAGUGAGUGAGUGUGAUCGAUCGUGGAAAAAUGGUGAAGAAUGCGCAGCAGGAGGGACAAAUGAACGGCGGCAAUGCUGCUGCGGCGGCGGCGGCGAGGCAGAGGCAGCAUCAGCAGCAGCAGUACAAGGGCGUGCGGAUGCGGAGCUGGGGGUCGUGGGUGUCGGAGAUCCGGGCGCCGAACCAGAAGACGCGGAUAUGGCUGGGCUCCUACUCCACCGCCGAGGCCGCCGCGCGCGCCUACGACGCCGCGCUGCUCUGCCUCAGGGGCUCCGCCGCCGACCUCAACUUCCCCGUCCACCUGCCCUUCCACGUCCCCGCCGCCGCCAUGUCGCCCAAGUCCAUCCAGCGCUUCGCGGCAGCGGCCGCCUCCAGCCCCCUGCAGCUCACCGCGCCGGUCUGGAACGCCGGCGCCGCCGACCAGCCUCGCGGCGGCUACGGCUACGGCGACGCGUCGUUCGGCUCUUCCACGGAGGAGGAGGAGGCCGGCGACAACGGCGCCGAUCACAAUGGCGACAUCAUGGCGCAGGACGAGGACGACGUGGACUACGGCGCGCUGGCGGACCUCGACGCCUUCUUCCAGUCGCCCAAGUGCAUGGACUACUGCAUGGACCCGUGCAGCACCUUCUUCGCGCCGGCGCCCACGGCCAUGGCGCCCGGCGCCGAGUGGGAGGAGGAAGGUGAGAUCAGCCUCUGGAGCUUCUCCUCCUCCUACAACUGAUCCUGCUCAGCCCGUCAGACAACUCCGACGACGAGAGCCAAGGCCAUGGACGCCAAUUCAAGCUUCCAGUGGUCAAAUUCACACUGACACAUUAAUUACUACUACUACUACCCCUACGUGAUCAAGAAGAACUGGUCUCGGUAAAAUAAUCGCGCGCCAUGAUCAAUUAUCAUCUCAUGGUCUCGCGAAAAAAUGAUGAUUAUUU
Messenger RNA from Lolium rigidum, 1051 nucleotides. Its product is annotated as ethylene-responsive transcription factor ERF014-like. Gene Ontology annotation, molecular function: DNA-binding transcription factor activity; DNA binding. The record is from RefSeq and is a predicted model, not a curated record. Gene Ontology annotation, biological process: regulation of DNA-templated transcription. Lineage: Eukaryota; Viridiplantae; Streptophyta; Magnoliopsida; Poales; Poaceae. The transcript has a single exon. The coding region runs from base 157 to 846 and encodes 229 amino acids.